This is a messenger RNA of Conger conger (European conger), 8530 nucleotides long. Its product is annotated as phosphatidylinositol 4-phosphate 5-kinase type-1 beta-like. Bases 5052 to 6650 code for a protein of 532 amino acids. The record is from RefSeq and is a predicted model, not a curated record. Gene Ontology annotation, molecular function: phosphatidylinositol kinase activity. Gene Ontology annotation, biological process: phosphatidylinositol metabolic process. Lineage: Eukaryota; Metazoa; Chordata; Actinopteri; Anguilliformes; Congridae. The transcript is spliced from 15 exons.
GCUAAAAGAGAGACUCUGUGGUGCCCAGCAUAAUGAAAACAGACAUUUGGCGCUAAAAUAAACAAAGGCCACGGGACUGUUUUUGGCGCUCAGCUAACAGCCUAGAAGAGACUAGCGCUCAUUUCACUUUUGCAUAUUUCAACUCAGCGCAUUUACGUGCAUUUCAAUCAAAACGGACUUCCUUUGCAUUCUGAUGGACUUAAGUGAAAUAGUGAAUAAGGUCAAUAUUUUACACUUUGCUUGACAUAGAUGCUGAUAUUUUGAUGCCAUAUUUGGGUUUAACUUUUGACAUUCCAACAUUACCUAAGUAGAGUUUUGAUAUCGUUCCACAAGUAUUGUUUAAUGUAAGAAUUGAAUUUUUGGGAUAGUCUAUGCAAUUUAAUUGAGUUAAAAUGUUGCAGCCAGAUACAUUAGAGUCUCACGAGUUAGACGUAGAAGAACAGAUCCAAGGCCUCCUAACAGAAAUCAAAGAACUUAAUGACAACCUAGAAAAUGAAACAGCAGAGGAAAAAAGACAAGAGUUAAAGGAAGAAAUUCAAAACAAGGAACAGACUCUAAAUAGCCUUACAGAGCAUGCAGAUAAAGACAAACAAGGCCCAAGACGCUCUGUUCGUCCUCGUGCCCCAACUGAAAAAAUGCUUGCGCUUCAAAGAGAAGAAGCACAGAAAGGGAAAAGGAAAUUUCUCACUGCAUAUUAAAAUUGGAAAUUUGAGGUCAAUAACGCGUGUCAACAACUGAAAUCAGACCUCUCAACAACUGGGUUAGCCAUCCUUAUUGACACACUGGAGGAUUUAAUAAGAUGAUUAAAUUGUACAGCGAAAUAAGAGAACUUAUCACACCUUCACCGGACAUAAGACGACGUGUAGAUUCAUGUGAAGCCAUGAUGGCAGAUGUUCUAAAGAUCAUUCACGAGAGAAUCGCAGGCAUUGAUGAAUUUGCCGCUUACAUAAACUUUUCGAUUAUGAUUAUGCACACUCUAUCUUUGGUUCUGCGGUCUCUGAAGUAAGUCAAACACACAGCCAGCACAGUAGUGCGUCUCUCUUAGCAGCCAAACGGGCAGACGCGGCAGCUGAGGUCGCUGCUAAAGAGGCCGAAUAUGAAAUGCUGUUGAAGGAACGUGAACAAAGGGCUAAAAUACUACAGCUAGAAGAACAAUACAAGAAAGCACUUGAAUCUCAAAAAAGAGAACUUGAAAAAUUACGAACAGAAAAAGAUCUAAAAGCUGCUCAAGCCAAAUUAAAAGUCUACACUCAAGAAACAGAAAGAGUUAUUGUGCGGCGAUCUACUAACCCUGCCAAGUCCCUCCCUCUGGAGCAGCGAGCCAAUUGUUGCUGCUCCACGUGAGCCGGCCAAACUUGGCUUUUUGGCAGGACCAAGAAUCGAACCCCGGUCCCCGCAAACUGUUCUAUCUAAGGAAAUAUGUGAGCGGUCCAGCCCGUUAAACUCUUGAUGGAACCUUCUACCGCAAUGAUGAUGAGGCUUAUAAUGAUGCCUGGAACCGACUCGAUAACCGAUAUGGACAGCCAUUCAUUAUACGAAAGGCUUUUAGGGAAAAACUUGCUAACUGGCCCAGAAUCAGUCCAAAAGACGCAGUUAGCCUCAGCGAGUUUUCUGAUUUUCUGAAUGCUUGCCAGGAUGCAAUGCCAUAUGUAAAGGGCCUGCCUUCAAAUCAUAAAUGACUGUCAAGAAAACCAAAAAUGAGUACAGAAACUACCUGACUGGACCAUCUCUAGAUGGAAUCGGCAGGCCACACACACCCUAAGUCGGAAUCAAGAAUUCCCAACGUUCCAAGAAUUUGCUGAAGUUGUGGCUACGGAAGCAGAAAUCGCAUGUAACCCAGUAACCUCCUUCUAUGCUCUUCGCUCGCCAGACACGGCAAUAGAGAAACGGAACCUGAAAGAAAACAAAAGAAUGGUUAGAGUGCUGAGCACACAAACGGACAGUGAUGAUCAAACCAAAACAGAAAGGCCACCCUCAAAAUCUUGAUGCAUGUUCUGCCAAGGCACCAAUCAUCAACUCCACAAUUGCACCAAAUUCACAGAAAAGGUCAUUGAGGAACGUAGAAGGUAUGUGCAAGAAAACAAACUUUGCUAUAGCUGCCUGCGUCCAGGACACAAUGCGAAGGACUGCCGCAGUCGACAGACAUGCAACAGCUGCAAAGGCAGACACCCCACUAGUCUACACGACAACAACUUCAAGAAACAGACAAAAGUCACACCACCACAGAACAUGUCAAGUGAUGCAAGUGCCACAGCUUUAAAUGUAGCUACAAGUCAGACCACUAAUACCUCCAUGAUUGUGCCCGUAUGGGUAUCUACAAAAACUAACCCAAGCAAUGAGAAAUUAGUGUAUGCGCUCCUUGACACUCAAAGUGACACAACAUUUAUUGAUCAAGGAGUCAGUGAAGAUCUUCAAGCUGACUCCUAUCCUGUCAGAUUAAGGCUAACCACCAUGUUAGACAAAGACACAGUUUUACAAAGUAGAAGAGUGACAGGCCUUCAAGUGAGAAGCUAUAGCUCUGCUAAUCACAUUGAUCUCCCGCCUGCCUAUACAAGAGACAGUAUACCAGUAAAUCGUACCCAUAUACCUACCUGUGACACUGCCAGGUGUUGGAACCACCUCGUAGCUAUCGCCAAAGAUAUCCCACCCCUUCAAGACUGUGAGAUUGGCCUGUUGAUAGGCUAUAACUGUUCAAGGGCUCUGGCUCCCAGGGAAGUAAUUGCUGGCAGGAAUGAUGAACCUUAUGGCAUACAGACAGAUCUCGGAUGGAGCAUUGUGGGAUUCUCACCUGCACGUCUCGAUACGCCCCAAACCAGCGGCCUAUGCCACCGCAUAACUGUCAAAGAGCUCCCCCCUAUUACUCCAGCAGAUGCCCUCCGCAUCCUAGAGAGUGAUUUUAAAGACACCAAUGAAGACAGUAAGAAAGUGUCACAAGAUGACAUUCUGUUCUUAAACAAAAUGAAAGAGAACAUAAGGAAAAACAGUCAUGGUCAUUACGAGAUGCCCUUGCCAUUUAAGGAAAGACCCAUGCUUCCUGACAAUAUGCUGCUCGCCACAGUCAGACUCAAUCACAUGAAACGAAAGUUAUCCAAGGAUCAGACACUCCACAAAAACUACACAGACUUUAUGAAAGAAAUAAUAGACCGUGGAGAUGCUGAGGAAACUAAGGAAGAUGGCGUGAAAGGAGAAACUUGGUACCUACCCCAUCACGGAGUGUACCACUCAAAAAAGCCAGGAAAACUACGUGUGGUCUUUGACUGUUCAGCGAAAUAUGAAGAUGUAUGCCUAAAUGACAAUGUUUUACAUGGACCAGUCUUAAUCAACAACUUGAAUGGCAUCCUGAUAAGAUUCCACCAACACCCGAUUGCACUGAUGCGUGAUGUUGAAAAAAUGUUCCACGUCGAUGAACCAGACAGAAAUUAUUUAAGUUUCCUUUGCUGGAAGAACGGUGACCUAGAGAGAGAACCAGAUGUGUUCCGCAUGAAAGUCCAUCUCUUUGGCGCCACGUCAUCUCCUGCAUGUGCGAACUAUGGCAUAAAACGCCUUGCUGAAGAGCACAGUAACGAAUACCCUCUUGGCGCCCAAUUCGUCAUGAAGAACUUUUAUGUUGAUGAUGGUGUGGCUAGUGUAGCCAACACAGAAGAUGCAAUACAACUAGCUACAGAUGCAAGAAUGCUUUGUGCAAAGGGCUCCCUAAUGAAUCACAUGUAAGGGUUUGUCAUAUAUACCUGGAAAGGUUUUGUUUCAUUGUCAAAAAAAAAGGGUAAUGUGAUGAGAUGUGAUUUCAGGAUGAUUUGAGUCAUCGAUACAAGUGAAUAAGUGAUUUAAAAGGUCAUUGAUGAUUAAAAAGUUUAAUUCAUGAGUUAAAAAGGACCAGAUUAUUAUAUUAAUGUUAAGGGAAGUCAGUUCAUGAUUUCAGAAUGUUUUGUCAAGUGUAAAGACGUUAUGUCAAGGUAUUGAAUCACUUUAAGGUUUGUGUAAGAUAUACACCUCUUAAUGUGUUUCUUUAUGUUAAAUGUAACAGAAUGUCAAUUAAGGGUCAUUCUCUAUGGAAAUCAUUUGUAUCAGUUGUCACUCUAACUAAUGAUUUGGUGGGGGUGUAGAUUACCCUAUCUUUUGAGUAUACAAGGUACUGAUUAUUGAUUUCUGUUGUAAUAUCAUUGUAAGAGCAAAGGACUUUUAGUGAGCAAGCUAUCCCAUGUGCGCACUUUUAUAUUGAAAUACAACAUAUUGACAUGCACUACGACCUGCCUGCAUAUGCGCAAUAAUAAUUCGAAAAGUUUCCCAGAAUUAAUUGCUUCACAUGGAUUGUCUCAAACUGUAUAGAACGGAAAGCUUGCUCCCUUUUACUGAAGAGAUUACAAGCUCUUACGGUGUUGUUGGUGCUGUUACGGUGUUCUUACGGCUGUCAAUCUUUAAUGGGUGUUUAUGCUUUCAUAGUAAGGUCUAUAGGCUACGUUAAAACCAAGUCUACUCAGUUUCAGGAAUAAACGCUACUUUUAUUGCACAAACAACAUCAGUCUUUGAGCCGUCUUUCAGUUGCGCUAGCUACAAAGAAAAAUCAAGCAUAGGUCAAAACAACAGCAGAGACGGACAUUGAGCUGGGCAACUAUACAUUAAUUUCCGCUGGUUUCAUUUCCCUGCACGCAUGUACGGGCACACCGCCUGUAGAUGGCCUUCUCCUCUUAUUUUGACGCCACACAUAACGUCUGUGACUCUGGAGCGUUGGAACCGGGAUGGAGAGAGUGCGAGACUGCGAGUGCGUAGAAAGAGGCGGAGACUAUCUCCUUUAAGGGACUGUGUGUUCCUCUGAACUGAUACAGCGAAUGGUACUGCGCUGGUUAUUUCCACCUGUCAAAACAUCUGUGACUCUGUAGAGAUACCUAUUGCUGGAAUAAGAGGGAAGACAUCUCUUACGAAUCGAGGACGCGUUUAUUUAGCCCAUGCCCAAACGAAACGUGGCUAAGCCUCCUCAUAGAAAUCACAUGACACUGGGACCACAUGACCAGGCGAUGCAGUGGAUGACCGACACAGCUUUUCAGUAAGCCAAGAUGUCGUCUGCCACUGAAAAUGGAGUCGGAGGCUCCCGGAAUACGAACAUAGAGAAGACCUACAAGAAGACCACAUCGUCGGCCCUGAAGGGUGCGAUCCAGCUGGGGAUCGGGUACACAGUGGGGAACCUGACCUCCAAGCCUGACAGAGAUGUUCUCAUGCAGGACUUCUACGUGGUGGAGAGCGUGUUCCUACCCAGUGAGGGGAGUAACCUGACCCCGGCCCACCGCUUCCCGGACUUCCGCUUCAAAACCUAUGCCCCGCUGGCGUUCCGGUACUUCCGGGAGCUCUUUGGGAUCAAGCCAGACGACUACCUGUACUCCAUAUGCAAGAAUCCCCUGAUUGAGCUGUCGAACCCAGGGGCCAGCAGCUCCCUGUUCUACCUGACCAGCGAUGACGAGUUCAUUGUCAAAACUGUGCAGCACAAAGAGGCAGAGUUCCUGCAGAAGCUGCUUCCAGGCUAUUACAUGAACCUGAACCAGAACCCCAGGACCCUCCUGCCCAAGUUCUACGGGCUGUACUGCGUGCAGUCGGGCGGGAUGAACAUCCGGCUGGUGGUGAUGAACAACGUGCUUCCGCGCCCCAUCAAGAUGCACUACAAGUACGACCUGAAGGGCUCCACGUACAAGCGCAGGGCCUCGCGCAAGGAGCGCGACAAAACCUGCCCCACCUACAAGGACCUGGACUUCCAGGACAUGCACGAGGAGGGCCUGCACUUCGACACUGAGACCUAUAACGCCCUGAUGAAGACGCUGCAGAGAGACUGUCGGGUGCUGGAGAGCUUUAAGAUCAUGGACUACAGCCUGCUGUUGGGGGUGCAUGUGCUGGACCAGAGCCAGCGGGACGAGGAGGCCUCGCAGGUGGGGGGGGACGGCCGCCGGCCUGUGGGGCAGAAGGUGCUCUACUCCACCGCCAUGGAGUCCAUCCAGGGGGACGGGCGGGCGGGCGAGGUCACCACCACCGAUGACACAAUGGGGGGAAUUCCUGCAAGGACACACAAAGACGAGAAGCUGCUCAUAUUUCUGGGGAUUAUCGAUAUCCUGCAGUCAUACAGGUUCAUUAAGAAGUUGGAACACUCCUGGAAAGCUCUCGUAUAUGAUGGUGACUCCGUCUCCGUCCACCGGCCUGGUUUCUAUGCCAACAGAUUCCUGAAGUUCAUGAGCACAAGGGUGUUCCGGAAAAUUCAGACUAUCCGGUUCUCUCCCUCCAGGAGGACCCGGAACUCCAUCCCGGCACUGAAGGCCUCCUCCCAGGAGAUCCUGUUGCAGAGCGAGGACCGCAACGAGGACCGGAAGGACCGGCUCACUGGCGCCCGCAGCCUGGCCAGCCUGGAUGGGCCAGCGUUCGGCUCCCGCCCCCGGCCCAACCCGGUCCUGCCCGCUUCACCCUUGCGCGAGGCCGCAUCCAUGGCAACCACAAUCUCCACCUCCUCCCUGUUUACCAAUGACCCGUACCUGGAGCCCUAUUCUGAAGACAGAGUCCGUUUGGCCUCUGGUUCCACGUUCACCCUGGAGGACAGCGCCAUUUGCCUGACGUCUGAGCAGAGCACUCCGGAUAUGGACCAAGACGACGGCUCUGUGCUGGACGUCUACUUGUAAAAGGGCCAGCAUCUUCUCCACCAGCAAUCUCCUGUCAAUCAUCUGACAAUCGCCACGCUACACCGGACGAGCGGAGGACCACUUCGCGCAGUCAUGGGGGCCAGCCUUCGACCCCUGACCUCCGACCUCAUCCAACUCGGUCAAAAGCCGCAGUUCCACCCCAACCAUUCCUCCGGCCCCUGCUGCGAUCCUCUGUUGCCAAUUCACGCACAGCCGGGCUGAGUGCACCCCUCAGAACGGACUAAGAGAUCCCGUCUCUCCAAAGGAAAUCACAGCACAGCUACAUGGCCUUUCAUUGUGUCCUGAUACUUGCUGGGAUAUAGUGCCGCUUCUCAAGAGCAUGUCAGAUCGACACUAUGUAACUUUAUUUUUGUUUAAUAUUACCUGUUAAUUACAUUUAUGAAGAUUAUUUAAUAUACACAUAUAUAUUAUAUAUAUAUAUAUAUAUAUAUAUAUAUAUAUAUAUAUAUAUACACUCACUGAGCACUUUAUUAGGAACACCUGUACACCUACUUAUUCACAUUUACUCAGCCAAUCAUGUGGCAGCAGUGCAAUGCAUAAAAUCAUGUCAGGAGCUUCAGUUAAUGUGCACAUCAACCAUCAGAAUGGGGAAAAAUGUGAUCUAAGUGACUUUGACCGUGGAAUGAUUGUUGGUGCCAGAAAGGGUGGUUUGAGUAUCUCAGAAACUGCUGAUCUCUUGGGAUUUUUACACACAUCAGUCUCACAACAGAGUGUACAGAGAAUGGUCACUGAGUGUGUGUGUGUAUAUAUAUAUAUAUAUAUAUAUAUAUAUUAUUAGAGAAAUAUAUAGAAUAUAUAUUUGUUUGACUGAAUGUUCUCUCUGUCCUUCCUGCUGACCAGAGCUUAUUCCUGCAAUCCAAAGUAAUUGCACUUGGCUUUAUAACGGCUUGCAUUUUUUAAAAGAAUGACAAUGUUUACAGCGAUCUCUUUUUUGUUUGGACUUUUGCCGAAGUACCAUGCGCCAUUUCACUGGCCCCAUUCUGCCGUGAGCGCCAGCGCAGACGGCUGUUAAAAACAGUCAUCACUCCUAGGCCACUCGGAACCGCAACUAUGGCACAAACUAAAACAAAAUGUGGUUGGCUCUUGGGAGUGAGGCAUCGACAGGCGUGUUUGUGCGCUGCACGGACUCCUUUAACCCGCCAACUCUGUUCUCCGGCACUCAGAAAAGACAAAAACGGACAGAACUUAAAAGAACAGCAGGCCGAGCUCACCUCAUCCCCAUUGUCUUUGCGAUCAGAUGUGAACUUACACGCUACAGUAAACACUGCCCUCUAGUGGCAAAGAAGGAAACCACACUCCCAGUCCAAAUUUUGGCACUUUUGAUGAGCGUAUAAAAUAAUAAAUAUAUGUGAUAAAUAUGUACGGUCAUAUCCUGACUCAGGUGAGAUUCCAGACCUAAAUAUGUUUUGAUAGGUGAAUAUGCACAUUUUUCUUUUACCUACACACAUCCUGUACAUUGUGUGCUGUGUGUGCCUAGGUAUGUGGACAGAAUCACAAAUGGAGAAAGUUGAGCAGUGAUGUUCAGAUGCACAUAGGAACUGUUUUUCAGGAUGAAUGAGUUAAUCUCAGGAUACCCUUUGUACACAAUAAUGUGUAUUCCACAGUGGGAUGUCACAAAAUACUGGGCUGACCAGCAUUUUGGACACGACACAAAAGCUAGCCAAUGAUUCCAUGCAGACGAUGUCAACAUAUCUUAACUUCAUGAUUGCACCUUUUGUUGGUUUUUGAGACCAUAAUUUAUUGAAUCAUUGAUAAACACAUGGUUUGCUGAAGAAUAUUUUAAUCUCUGAAUGUAAAGAAAAGUUGUAUUUAUAGAAAAAGAUGCUACUGUAUGUAAAAUAGUAAAAACACUUGCUGAA